Molecule: messenger RNA, 2206 nt
Organism: Balaenoptera musculus (blue whale)
Lineage: Eukaryota; Metazoa; Chordata; Mammalia; Artiodactyla; Balaenopteridae
Gene: GPR137B
Product: G protein-coupled receptor 137B
Exons: 7
Coding region: 285-1442 (385 amino acids)
Biological process (GO): positive regulation of TORC1 signaling; regulation of autophagy; negative regulation of osteoclast differentiation
Cellular component (GO): lysosomal membrane
Source: RefSeq, a predicted model, not a curated record
GCGCGGCGCGGGGGGCGGGACUCCUAGGGUUGCGCGGUGCACAGCCCGGGCGCGCGGGGCUGGCGGGCGCGCGGGGGCGGCGGGCGCGGCGCUGCCAAUCGCAGACAAAAGGCCGCCCCAGUGAAUCAUGUGGUGCCGGGGGAGGAAGUGCGGCUUAUUUUCUUUCCUCCAGUCGCCGGGCUCUGGGUGGAGCGCGAUGCUCGGAGACCCCCGCGGGGGCGGCGGCGGCCGCGAGCCCCGAUGAAGCCCGAGCGCCCCGGCCGUGCCGUAGCGCCCCCGGCCCGAUGGAGGCCCCGCCGUGGGACCCCCUACGCAACGACUCGCUGCCGCCCACGCUGACCCCGGCCGUACCCCCCUACGUGAAGCUCGGCCUCACUAUCGUCUACACCGUGUUCUAUUCGCUGCUCUUCUUGUUCAUCUACGUGCAGCUCUGGCUGGUGCUGCGCUACCGCCACAAGCGGCUCAGCUACCAGAGCGUCUUCCUCUUCCUCUGCCUCUUCUGGGCCUCCCUGCGGACGGUUCUCUUCUCCUUCUACUUCAAAGACUUCGUGGCGGCCAAUGCGCUCAGCCCCUUCGUCUUCUGGCUGCUCUACUGCUUCCCCGUGUGCCUCCAGUUCUUCACCCUCACGCUGAUGAACUUGUAUUUCACGCAGGUGAUUUUUAAAGCCAAGUCAAAAUAUUCUCCAGAAUUACUCAAAUACCGGUUACCCCUCUACCUGGCCUCACUCUUCAUCAGCCUCGUUUUCCUGCUGGUGAAUUUAACCUGUGCAGUGCUGGUGAAGACGGGCACCUGGGAGAGGAAAGGGAUCGUCUCCGUGCGUGUGGCCAUCAACGACUCGCUCUUCGUGCUGUGUGCCGUCUCCCUGUCCAUCUGUCUCUACAAAAUCUCCAAGAUGUCCUUAGCCAACAUUUACUUGGAGUCUAAGGGCUCCUCCGUGUGUCAGGUGACUGCCGUCGGUGUGACCGUCAUCCUGCUCUACGCCUCCCGAGCCUGCUACAACCUGUUCAUCCUGUCGUUCUCUCAGAGCAAGAAUGUCCAUUCCUUUGAUUACGACUGGUACAAUGUGUCAGACCAGGCAGAUUUGAAGAAUCAGCUGGGAGAUGCCGGAUACAUAGUAUUCGGAGUGGUCCUCUUUGUGUGGGAACUCUUACCUACCACCUUAGUAGUCUACUUCUUUCGAGUUAGAAAUUCUGCGAAGGACCUUACCAACCCUGGAAUGGUCCCCAGCCAUGGAUUUGGUCCCAGAUCUUAUUUCUUUGACAACCCUCGAAGAUAUGACAGUGACGAUGACCUUGCCUGGAACAUUGCCCCUCAGGGACUUCAGGGAAGUUUCGCUCCAGACUGCUAUGAUUGGGGACAACAAACUAACAGCUUCCUGGCUCAAGUAGGAACUUUACAACCAGACUCAAUUUUGGAUCCUGACAAACCAAGCCAUGGGUAGCAUCAGUUAACAAGUUAUAUGGACGAUGCCUCAGUUGAAAAUCUUCAGAAAGACUAAUUUAAUGACAGCUGAAUUUUUAGGGCACGUUUCCUUAAGAAAUAGGACUCGAUUUUUCUUUGUUACAGGUUUCUGAUGGCUCCAUAGGACUAAGCAAUAAUUUAGAUUGAUAAAAACCUUAUUUUAGUACUAAAAAGUGAGCCUGGCUGCCUGUUUCAGUGAGUAUAAUUUAAACUUCAAAAAAAUUCUGUACUUUUAUAAAGAUGUAUUUUAUAUAACUUAAUAAUGCUAAAAUAUACUAGGAUUUUUUGAGAAUGUUACUGCAAUAUAUGUUGUAGUUUGCACAGACUUUUAUGCAUAAUUCACUUUAAAAGUAUACAGUACAUGGUCUGAUGGUUUUUUUUUUUUGUUUUUUGUUUUUUGUUUUAAAGGCUUUUGGACUAAAGCAUUCCUCAAAUCCUUACCUCUUCAGAUCGCUCAGAUUCUGGUAGACUCUAAGUACAGUUGACAGCUAGAAAGCCGAUUGCAGCGCCAGUGUUGAAAGUUACAAUGUAGCAGAAUGUCAGCGGACUACACAGUAGGUAAAUCGGCUCCUUAGAGUUGUGGAGGCACAGACGGUUGGUUCCUCAGAGAAUCUCCUAAAUUUUGCCAAAAUUUACUACUCCUUUAAACAGGGCACUAAUGUAUACCUUCAGUGAUAAGUUGAUGUUAAUAAAAACAUUGAUAGAAUUGACUUACACUAUUAAACUUCCUCUGCUGUAUUCAGA